Messenger RNA from Nicotiana attenuata, 1774 nucleotides. RefSeq lists its product as uncharacterized. The transcript is spliced from 7 exons. The record is from RefSeq and is a predicted model, not a curated record. The coding region runs from base 425 to 1390 and encodes 321 amino acids. NCBI's taxonomy places the organism in Eukaryota, Viridiplantae, Streptophyta, Magnoliopsida, Solanales, Solanaceae.
AUUUUCUUUGAAGAAAUAGGUUUCUGUGUUUUUUUCCUCUGCGUAGUUAACAUGAUUUUGGUUCAAUUAUAUUGAUUUAGUUAAUUUUCAGCUGCUUGAAAUUGUUUGUGUUGUAAAUCUUCUGGAACAAUCUUUGUGCUUUUUUAGUGAAAUUAUUUUUGAAUUAUCUUAAUGAAACAAAUAAAUAUUCCAAAAAUCAUAAAAUAGUUAUAGUGGAAAAGGCUUGUAAGUUUCUUCUUGACUCUUUUAAAAGCUUUAUUCUGUAGUUAGGAAAGCUGUUUUUUUUUUUUAGAAAUGGUUAUUUGGUAAUUUUGAGUAUUUAAUACUCCACUUAGUUUACUUUAUGUUAUCAGAUGAUAUCAAUUAUUUUGUAUAGUUGAUAGCAAGAGGUGGAUCAGAGCUUUUCAGUAUUGGAAGAUUGAAAAUGUCUGAGGGGGAGGUUAAAAAAGUCUCACGUCAAGAUAUACAACUGGUGCAAAAUCUGAUAGAAAGAUGCCUACAGCUUUAUAUGAACCAGGAGGAAGUUGUCAAAACCCUCUUACAUCAAGCAAAGAUUGAGCCUGGUUUCACCGAGCUUGUGUGGCAGAAGCUUGAAGAAGAAAACCCGGAAUUUUUCCGGGCAUAUCAUUUAAGGUUGAUGUUGAAGGAUCAAAUAGAGAGAUUCAAUGUUUUGCUUGAGAGACAGGUUGAUGCAAUGCAGAUGUAUCCAACUGGAUCAAUUCCCAUGUCUAAUGGAUCUCAGAUUCGACAAAUCCCACAGAACACAACAUGUCAAACAACAGAUCAUGCUGGACCUAAUGUGAAGCCUGAGAAUGUGCACCAGACUGUUAAUGCCAAUUUAUCUCAUGUAUAUACCAACGGUGCGUCCUCGCUCCAACCAUGUAUGCAAACUGCUACUGAUGUGUCUGCUCAUGCAAGAAGAAUUGAUGCAUCCUCAAACAUGCUAUUGGCUCAGAGCUCAAAUUUGGGAAUGCUGCAAGGGGUGAGAGGGGGAAUGAUCAAGUCAGAAGCUGGUUAUUCAGGCACUUUACCCUUCCUGUAUGGUACUGAGACAAAUAUCCUCGAAGCUCAUCAUGGAAUUGCGGAUCCAUCUGUUUCAUCUUUCAGCAGUGUAGAAUCAAAUUCACAACCAGUAAAUGAGACUGUAUUAGAUGCUGAUACAUCUUCAUUUGGUUUCUUGGGGCAGAUUCCUCGAAACUUUAGUUUGUCGGACUUAACGGCUGACUUUUCUAACAGUUCUGAUAUUUUGGAGAGCUAUUCUGGAUCAGCCUACCUGGCAACGGAUGUUAACAAUUUCCUGGAUCCACAAGGUCGGAGAGAAUAUCAUGACAUUAAAAGGUUGGAUGCUAUAUCUGAAGGCUUGAGCUUCGAAGAUUUUGCCAGUGAUUGAAUGAACAUUAAGAUGGUACAAUUGCUCCUGGAGUAAAAUGGUUUUGUAAAUAGGGUUGCGAAAGAGAGAAUGAUUUGAGCCCUUCUGAAUGUAUUAGUUGGUUACUUUCAAGAUAAUUAUUUAAUCAUUAUGGUUGACUUGCCUGUUGUUCUGGGAUAAGCAGGAAAUAAUUUAAGCAAAAGCCUCUUGGAAGUUGGUUCUCCUGCUUAAUCCUAGAAAUAAAGCUUUGUUGCUAGUUUUGUUAAUAUGGUCGUGAUUAAUAAGAUCUGAUGUUUGUAUUUAGUUUCUCUUGUUUUUUCAAAAGAAAGUCUGAUGUAAUAUCUUCUCUAAGGAUGAAAUUAUGUUUCUCUUUCUACAUCUGAGAAGAAAUCUUUUAUGUCCGUA